Messenger RNA from Solanum stenotomum, 1505 nucleotides. RefSeq lists its product as uncharacterized. Bases 64 to 1020 code for a protein of 318 amino acids. The record is from RefSeq and is a predicted model, not a curated record. The transcript has 6 exons. Gene Ontology annotation, molecular function: S-adenosylmethionine-dependent methyltransferase activity. Lineage: Eukaryota; Viridiplantae; Streptophyta; Magnoliopsida; Solanales; Solanaceae.
CCAGUCUCUUUUAACUGAAGUAAUACAAACCCCAGAGGUCAAAAUUAUAGGAAUUGAAAGAAUAUGUUGAUACAUACAGCUUUGUAUCCCAAGAUUCACUGUACCCAGAAAGUGAAAUCAGUGAAUUCAUCUGUUUCUGAAAGCACAAUUUUAAAAGAUGUCCCCUUUCAUUCUCAAAUGCAAAAUGAGUUGAAUCAAUUGAAGAAAAGGGUUAUAGACCCUUUGAGUAGUAGUAACAAAUUUUGCUUUUGCUGCAGUAGAAGACACUUUAUGGCAGCACUAGGAGCAGCUGCUCUAUUGCCUAUUCAUCCUUCACAUGCUUCUGAUGUUUCAUCUCCUGCUGACCCCAUGGCAAUGUUGAAUAGGUUGCAUCCUCCUAGGCCUGAUUGGUACGAGGAGUUUUAUGCAACAGCCAUGAACACAAGUAUGAAAUCUUAUGAAGCUGAGAUUGAAGGUUACAAGUCAGAGCUUUUUGCUAAUCUGAGAGGUCAGGCCAAACAAAUCCUCGAAAUUGGCAUUGGGACAGGUCCAAAUUUGAAGUAUUAUGCCAGUGAGGAGGGCACUUCCGUUUAUGGCGUUGAUCCAAACAGGAAGAUGGAGAAAUAUGCACAAGCAGCAGCAGAGACUGCAGGCCUUCCAGCUGCGAAUUUCAAAUUCCUGCAUGCAGUUUCUGAGUCCUUGCCAUUACAUGAUGCUUCAGUUGAUGCUGUCAUUGGCACUCUUGUAUUAUGUUCUGUCGCAGAUGUUAAUCUGACACUGCAGGAGGUCAGAAGGGUGCUCAAGCCUGGUGGCAUUUACCUCUUUGUUGAACAUGUGGCUGCAGCAGAUGGCACAGCUCUCAGAUUUGUUCAGGGAUUGCUUGAUCCGUUGCAGCAGGCUGUCGCAGAUGGUUGUCAUUUUACCAGGAAAACAGGAAAGAACAUAUAUGAAGCCGGUUUCUCAAAUGUAGAUAGUCGUCAAGUCGUGCUAUCAACUGCCUCUCUGAUAAAUCCUCAUAUCAUUGGCAUAGCUCGCAACUAGAUAUAUCCAAGUGUUUACAAUGGUGUCUUUGUGAAUCUUUAGCUCAUGAUCUUGAACUUCUCCACAACAUAAGUGCCCCCGAACAACAAGGGCACAACAGUUACAGUAGAAUUAUGCAUCAUCAUUUACAAGUAAAGAGAUGAGUUUUUAUUCUUAUUUUGUAUAAUAACAUUGGCUUGAUUAAAAAGAGCGACAUGGUCAGUGAAGAUUCAUAUAGCCAACUCCUAACUUGUUCGAGAUUGAGGCGUAGCAGUAGUUGUUGUUGUUGUAUUUUUCCUGCAAAGAGAUCAAUCUUGUUCUUGACAUUGAGUUAUAUUUACUAGUUUGAUAGUGUCUUGAGUGAAAACAUCAGAUUUCACUGCACUUUGUUCAUAAUCUAUGCAUUGUGCAUAUCAGAAAUGUAUAUUUAAGGUUCAAAUACUCGCAAGAACAAAUUCAAGAAUGUUUCUUGAUAUGUUUUUGAGUUGAGUGAAUGCCCAUUUAUU